Messenger RNA from Rubroshorea leprosula, 3545 nucleotides. NCBI's taxonomy places the organism in Eukaryota, Viridiplantae, Streptophyta, Magnoliopsida, Malvales, Dipterocarpaceae. The record is from the annotation of a GenBank genome assembly.
GGAAACGGAGGCUGUAUAGGAUUCUGAAUUGACCUUGGAUUGCUUUGUUUCAUGGCAAAAGGCAUGGAUUCGGAGAGUAUUUUGGUGCUGUCUCGGGGAAGGACGGGUUUAAAGCGUGAAUUUGAGUUUGCUUUGAAGGCUCAAUCAGAGAUCUGCGGGACUUUGGGGCGAACGCGGUCUAGGAAGGCGGAGAAUGCAGCCAUUGGGAGUCCGGAGAGCAGGAGCAACAAGAUAUUGAAGGUAUAUGCGAAGAUUAAGAAAGGGAAAGACAGAGAAGCUAAAGGCGUGGAGAAAGAUUUGGUUGAUUUGAUGAGUGGGGGUGAUGGGGAAGUUAAGGUUGACGCCUGCAAGAGCUUGAAAAUUGAAGGACUGGAGAAAGGAGAAGGGGGUGUGGAGCCAAUGUGUAAAGAUGAGAUUGACAAAGGUGGAGCUGUAAAAAGUUUAGCGAAUAUUGAAGAACUUGAGAUGACACCAGAGAAGGCAUUGAAAAUUGGUUGGGAAGAUAAAGAGAAAAACCAAGGAAAAGCCUUUUCCACUCUGGAUUUGGAAGGUGUUAACAGUGAAACAGAAACAGAAAAAGAAAACAAGUUUGAGAAAGGGCUGAUGGAUGUUGAAGAAGAUAGGAGUAGAAUAGAUGUUAACAAGGAUCAGAAUAAAGAAAUUGAAACGGAGAAUUUGAUGAGUGGAGAAAAGGAAAAGGUUGAAGUGGAUUUGGGAAUGAAAAACGAGCAGCAAAAUGGGAACCAGGCAGGUUCUAGUGAUAAAAUCACAAUUUCUAUCAGUGGUGGUGGUGUUGAUGAUACCAAGACUGAGAAUGUGUUCGAGGAAAAGCCACUCAGGAGGUUUACGCGCUCCUGUUUGAAGCAGAAGGUGGAACCAGGGAAGAAACCUGGUGGAAAUGUUGUGGAACAGGAUACUGAUUUCAGAAGUGGUUAUGAUGGCAACAUUAAAGGUGUCAAUACUUCAUUUAAGCAUGAAAUGAAUUCAGCAACAAAUUUUGCAAGGGCUGCCCCAACUAGGUUGAAGGAUCUUCUUGAUUCUGGUAUGCUUGAGGGGAUAAAUGUGAAGUAUAUACGGCACGCUAAGGGCACUAGAGGUUCAAGUGUUGAUGGACUCCGAGGAGUGAUAAGAGGCACUGGAAUAUUGUGUUUUUGCCAUGCUUGCAAGGGUGAUAAUGUGGUUCUGCCAACAGUAUAUGAAGUGCAUGCUGGUAGUUCAAACAAACAUCCAGCUGAGCAUAUUCACCUGGAGAAUGGGAAAACCCUCCGUGAUGUGAUGAACGUAUAUAAAGAGAACUCAUUGAUCACAUUGGAGGAGGCUCUUCACACUGUUAUUGGCCCAUCCAUGAAGAAUUCCAACUUUUGUUUCAACUGCCGAGGAUCCAUUGCAGGAGCUGCUUGCAGGAAAACUAUGGUUCUAUGUAAUUCCUGCCUGGAGCUAAAAGAGCCUCGAUUCAACCCUACUAAAGCAGUUGAUGCUAGUGAUAAAUCACCCAAACCAACUGUUGUGACAAAGUCACCUUACAGUGCUACAAAGAGCAGCUCGUCACAAACAAAGACUCAAGGAAGAGUAACUAGAAAGGAUCUGCGGAUGCAUAAAUCGGUUUUUGAGGAACAUGGAUUGCCAGAAGGAACUGAACUAGCAUAUUUUGCACGUGGACAGAAAUGUCUAGUAGGUUAUAAGAAUGGAUUAGGAAUACUUUGCAACUGCUGCAGUUCUUUGGUUAGCCCCUCAGUGUUUGAAGCUCAUGCUGGUUAUGCUUCUCGUCGCAAACCUUUCCAACACAUUUACACAUCUAAUGGAGUGUCUCUCCAUGAAUUGUCAAUGUCUCUAUCCAAAGAUCGGAAGUUCUCUACAGAUGAGAUUGAUGAGCUAUGCAGCAUUUGUUUGGAUGGAGGGGAUCUAUUAUGUUGUGAUACAUGUCCAAGGGCGUUUCAUAAAGAGUGUGUUUCACUGCCAAAAAUUACGACUGGUGCUCGGUACUGUAGGUAUUGUCAGAAUAUACUCCAAAUGGAAAAAUGUGUGGAACAUAAUGCUAAUGCUGUAGCAGCUGGAAGGGUUGAGGGAGUUGAUCCAAUAGAACAGAUAACUAAGAGAUGCAUUCGUAUUGUUAAAACUCCUGAGACUGAAAACCCCAGUGUAUGCGUAUUAUGCAGGGGUCAUAAUUUUAGCAAAUCGGGAUUUGGUCCUCAAACCGUUAUCCUCUGCGAUCAGUGUGAGAAAGAGUACCAUGUGGGCUGUCUCAGGGAUCAUAAUAUUGAUGACCUCGAGGAGUUGCCCGAGGGACAGUGGUUCUGUUGUGUAGAGUGUAGUGUCAUUCAUUCUGCUUUACAGAAGUUGGUGGUUCAUGGAGAAGAGAAGCUUCCUGACUCUUCUCUGUUUGCUGUGAAGAAGAAUCGUGAAGAAAUUGAUUUGGAGAGCAAGACUAAUCUUGAUAUAAGAUGGAGGGUUCUUAGUGGGAAAAUGGCUUCACUUGAUGACAAUAGAGUGUUGCUUUCCAAGGCUGUUACAAUCUUCCAUGACCGUUUCGAUCCAAUAAGUGAAUCUGGAUCUGCUAAAGGUGAUCUCAUACCAGCAAUGGUUUAUGGAAGGGCUGUCAAGGGCCAAGAUUUUGGUGGCAUGUACUGUGCAAUAUUAACUGUAAAUCAAGUGGUAGUAUCAGCUGGGAUUUUUAGGAUUUUUGGGCAGGACGUGGCAGAACUUCCUUUAGUUGCAACAAGCACUGAAGCCCAAGGACAGGGUUAUUUUCAAUGCUUAUUUUCUUGCAUUGAGAAGCUACUUGGCUUCUUAAAAGUGAGGAAUCUGGUGCUCCCUGCAGCAGACGAAGCCGAAUCCAUUUGGGUGAAGAAGUUUGAUUUCAACAAAAUGCCCCCAGAUGAGGUGAACAAAUAUAAAAGAGAUUAUCAAAUGAUGAUCUUCCAAGGAACUUCGAUGCUGUGGAAACCAGUUCCGGGAGUUGUGCUUAAGUCAUCGGGUGAAAGCUGAACACCUUGGAAAUUUUGAAAAUACUUAAUAGAGAAGCCUUCUUUUUCCUUUAAAGAGUUGUCCUCCUAGGAAUGUACAGGGUUAUUUCCUUUUUCUUUUCCUUCCUCGAAGAAGGCAAUUAGUUUUUUCAUUUGGGGGGGUCGGGUGGAAGUCAACUAUUGAGUUUGAACCUCAGUUUGGUGUGCUUCUCGCUAAGCAGGGCUGGGUGAUUUGUUCUUGUAUGCAAGUCAUAUACAAGAUGCAAGGACACAAUAAUUCUUUGUAGCAUGUAGGAUUACAUACAACAAUAGUUAAAUUAAGUUGGGGGAAAUUCUGAAAUGUCAAUCUAAUAUAGGUUUCGCCAUACAAAUGAAGGCUCUUCGUAGGAGGCAUUUUUCCUUUUUCCCUAAAACUGCCAUGAAUUCGAGGAAAUUUAACAUUGGAUUUAUUUAUUUCAAGAGCUGUGUAUAUAACCGAAGAAUUAUAUGCAAUAUGCCAAUGUGAAAAACCUCUACAUCUUAUAUAAUUUUUGUUAUAAUCUUCUGCAUCUCAUACCUCCAUAAUAAGAUUUCAAAAUUCAA